Molecule: messenger RNA, 779 nt
Organism: Coffea eugenioides
Lineage: Eukaryota; Viridiplantae; Streptophyta; Magnoliopsida; Gentianales; Rubiaceae
Product: EG45-like domain containing protein
Exons: 3
Coding region: 45-446 (133 amino acids)
Source: RefSeq, a predicted model, not a curated record
AGAAUCAAUCAGCUGUACCAAGUUAAUUUUCCUUUCCAAUCAAAAUGGCUAUCCUAGUUGUGGCAACACUCCUCAUCAGCUUAUUUUGCAGUGAAAUAAGCCUAGUCCGGGGAGACAUUGGCACUGCAACAUCUUAUAGUCCACCAUAUAUUCCUACUAGAUGCAAUGGCAACAGACCAGAUCAAUUCCCAGCAGGGAACCUAUUCGUUGCUGUUAGCGAAGGGCUGUGGGAUAACGGGGCUGCAUGCGGAAGACGCUACAGGUUGAGAUGCCUGAGUGGCAAUAACAAGCCAUGCAAGAAUGUUGGAACCACCAUCGACGUUAGGGUGGUGGACUUUUGCCCCAGAAGGCCAUGUCCCUCUACUAUCCUCUUGUCCACUGAUGCUUUCGCAGCCAUCGCACAUUCUCCUCAUGCAAAAAUCAACAUUGAAUACAUCCAGGUUUGAUGACUUGUUCCAUGAGGCAGCUGGGUUUUGGGUACUUCUCCUUGACAAUGUGAUUUUGCAGUAUAUUCGAGAGAUGAAUGAUGGAAGAGUACUUACUUGUAGAAUUCGGUCAUGAUCAAGCUUGCCAAAGAAAAGAAUUCAGUCAUGAAGAUUUUAAUAAUUAUCAUGUGAUUAAGUCGAGUUAUAUUUACUUAGCCCAAAAGAAGAAAAUAAAUUUUUUUUUUCUAGUCAUACUCAAUACUAAAGGAUGAAACACUUUCUUACCUUGUAACAAGCUGUAAUACAUAUAUAUCUGAGGAGCUUAGUUUCAGUUUUAUGGAAGAUUUGCUUUUC